Messenger RNA from Paramecium primaurelia, 2310 nucleotides. Lineage: Eukaryota; Ciliophora; Oligohymenophorea; Peniculida; Parameciidae. The record is from the annotation of a GenBank genome assembly.
AUGAAUUCAUGUAUUAAAUCAAUAGGCAAUGCAAAAAUACUUUAGAUUAUACUCAUUGUUGAUAGCUUACUUAUUCAUCUACAAUCCUAUUUAAUUUCAAACUAUAAUUAUUUGAUCAUAGCACUAUCAUUAACAUGCUUUCAUGGAAUUGUUUUAACAUCUGAACAUUUUUUAUAAGGAAAAAAUAAAUUGUUAAAUGUACUUUUUAACUCAUUUAAAGGAAUAGCUCAAAUUAUUAUACACUAUUUAUUAGAGCAAAACUGGUUAAUUUUUGCUGGAAUAUAAUUAGUUUGUAUAUUAAAAUAGGAUGUCUAACAUAUAAACUUUGUAUCAUCUGUUUUUUUUGUUACAUAAAUAUUUUGUGUAGCCUUUAGCAAAAAAGAUUUUAUUAUAAUAGGAGUAAUUAGAACUGUGUUUAAUUAUUUGUUUAUAAGUUAAAUUUUUAGGAUUGAAAGGCAAAAUAAAUUAAUUUAGUUAGAAAACCUUCUUAAACAUAUUUAACAUAAUGAAUUUUGUUUGUUGGAUGAUAAUUUCAAUCCUAUUUUUUAAUAGCAUAUCUUUAACAAAUUAAAAGGAGAGUAAUUAGUGGGUUUAUAAGAUUUCUAUAACUAAACAAGAUUAAUAACUCCUAGAGAUAAUACUACUAAUUUAAUAAGGGAAAUUGCUUAUGAAGAAGAAAUGAAAUAAACAUUGUCUUUAUAAGAGAUUCUUUUCCAUCUUAAAAAGAGUAAAGUGCCUUUAAAAAAAAAGCUGUAUUAUUAGUUGAACAACUAACAAAAUUAUAAUAUAUCAAUUGAGAAUAUUCUUUUGGAUGAUUAUAAUUCAAUUGUUAUGAUAUAAAAAAAUAAACAAUUAGAUAAUUAAUAAUCUAGCAAUUAAAUAAAUUUUAUGAUUAAAACUGUUAGAAAAGUAUCUCAUGAUAUGAGAAAUCCUUUGAAUGCAAUAAUUAAUAUGUAAAUGUGUUUAAAAGAUUAUAUUGAUGAAGAAUUAGUUUUAAAAUAUCUUAAACCUUCUUUAAAUUCUUGCCAUUUAUUACUUAAUCUUAUAAAUGAUAUUUUAGAUUCAGCUUAAGUUGAAAAUAAAAAAUUAAAACUAGUUUAUAGAAAAUUCAAUCUUGAAAAAUUAAUUGCUAAAACUAUUUCAAUAUUUGAUUCAUUAAAGGAUAAGAAAGAUAUUAUGAUAACAUUUAAUUAUGACUCAAAAUUACCAAUCUUGGUUAAUUCUGAUAAAUUUAGAAUAAGAUAAAUCAUUAUGAAUUUACUUAGUAAUGCUAUUAAAUACACUAGACCAAAUGGGAAAAUUUAUAUUGAUUGUUCUGAAAGUUCUUAAAGAAAGAAUUUUAUUAAAAUUUGUAUAUAAGAUACAGGUUAUGGAAUUAAACCAGAAAAUUUGUAAUAUUUAUUUUAAGAAUAUUCUAAAAUAGAAGAUAAUGAAAAUUAAAAUUUAAAUCCUUUCGGAAUAGGAUUAGGCUUGAUGAUAAGUAAUGAAUUAGCUAAAUUAUUAUCUAAUACUGGUAUAUAAGUCUAAUCAGAAUUCGGAAUAGGUUCAAAAUUCUUUUUUGAAAUAGAAAACAAAUAACUUGCACCUGAAGAUAUUUCAGAAUCUUAAUUGUUGAUAAAUCAUUAAAAUGGUUUACCUUCUUUGGAUGUUCAUUUCUUUCCUGGACUUAAUUCACAAAAAUCACCUACAAUGUCUUUAGCUUUACCUUAGAUGGAAAGUAGUAAAAAAAUCAUUUUAAAAAAAUCCUAGAAAACUAUUAAUCUUAUGACUAAUUCUGUUAAUAAUCAAACAAAAUUUAAAGUUAAAAAUGAUGAAAAAAGUAUUGCAAGAAGAUCAUCAUUAUCUGCAAAAUAAAUUGAAGCUUUAAUUUAAAAAUGGUGUGAUAAUACUAAUCAAAAACCACCAAUAUUAAUUGUAGAUGAUGAUGAAAUCAAUAUUCUCGUUUUAUAGUACUUAUUGGAAUAAAUGGAUAUAAGUUCGGAUUCAGCAAUGAAUGGAAUGACCUGCUUGUAAAAAUUCGUUGAAAGAUAACGAGAAGGCCUCCCUUAUCAAUUAGUAUUUUUAGAUAUCAAUAUGCCAGUAAUGGAUGGAUUUGAAUUGGCAACAAAAUUAAUUCAAAUUGAUCCUCUAAUUAUUCUAAUUGCUUGUUCUGGUGAUGCAUCUAAUUCAAAUUAUCUAGAACGAUGCAAAUAAUCUGGAAUUCUUGGUUACAUUCUUAAACCAAUCCUCAAAAAUAAAUUAAAAGAAUUACUAGUCAAACUAUCUGAAGGAAUUAAUUAUGAUAGCUAAAAAUUGUCAUAUUAUUGCUGA